AUGGAAGCGAUCGGCACCAUCUCGACCGAGCGCGCUACGCGUAACUUCAACGCAGACAUCGACACCUGCGAAGUGGACGCUGCGUCGCAGCAGCAUCGCCCAUCCGCGCAAGUCCAGCGGUCGGCCAAUUCCGCCGCUCCAGACGAGCAACUGAAGAAGGAUCCGAAGCUCACGGACGGCGGCACUAGCUAG
This is a messenger RNA of Aphanomyces astaci, 192 nucleotides long. RefSeq lists its product as hypothetical. The record is from RefSeq and is a predicted model, not a curated record. The transcript has 3 exons. NCBI's taxonomy places the organism in Eukaryota, Oomycota, Saprolegniomycetes, Saprolegniales, Verrucalvaceae. The coding region runs from base 1 to 192 and encodes 63 amino acids.